AUGGGCAAGGACAAGGUCGAGAAGAAGGACCGCGCUGAGAAGAAGGAGAAGCGUGCGGAGAAGGAUGGUGUGCACAAGGUGAAGAAGGAGAAGAAGGAAAAGAAAGACAAGACUGCUCUCGUCGAGGCAGUAGAGAAGGAGAUCGGAUCUGAGGCCAUGGAGGGUCUUGAACAGACCAGCCCUGUCGUCAAGGGCGAGGCUGAUGCCGAUGCCACUGUUGAGCGCCCCGUCGGUGCCCUCGUGCCCUUCGCCAACCCAUUGGUCGAGGACAAGCAGGCCAAGAAGGUCCUGAAGAGCGUUAAGAAGGCCGCUGUCAACAAGACUCUCAAGCGUGGUGUCAAGGAAGUCGUCAAGGCUCUCCGCAAGUCCCCCAUCCCCGCCGCCAACGCUGCCAUCGGCGUUCCCAGCGGUGUCGUCGUUCUCGCCGCCGAUAUCUCCCCCAUGGAUGUCAUCUCCCACAUUCCCGUCCUGUGCGAGGACCACGGUAUCCCCUACGUCUUUGUUACCUCCCGCGCUGAGCUCGGUGCCUCCGCUGCCACCAAGCGUCCCACCAGUGUUGUCAUGGUUACCCCCAAGGCCGCCAAGGGCAAGAAGGAGGAUGAUGCGGAGUUCACCAAGGUGUUCGAGGAGCUUGCUGGCUUGACCCAGAAAGAGCUCAAGAAGCUGACUGUCUAA
Messenger RNA from Penicillium bovifimosum, 675 nucleotides. Its product is annotated as 40S ribosomal eS12 domain-containing protein. The record is from RefSeq and is a predicted model, not a curated record. Lineage: Eukaryota; Fungi; Ascomycota; Eurotiomycetes; Eurotiales; Aspergillaceae. Gene Ontology annotation, biological process: ribosome biogenesis. The transcript is spliced from 2 exons. Bases 1 to 675 code for a protein of 224 amino acids. Gene Ontology annotation, cellular component: cytosolic small ribosomal subunit. Gene Ontology annotation, molecular function: structural constituent of ribosome.